CCAGUUCGCCAUCCCUGUGAGUAUUUGCCGUGGAAUGUGGGGGAACUCCUGAACCCGAGCCUUGCCGACCCAGGCCAUCAACGUCACGUCUUCGUCCGUCGCCAAUGCAGUCCUAGAGGCCGCCCGGUAACGAUCCUACUCUGCGCACACCUAUAUCACCGAGUUCAUUGGCGAGCACAGGGAUGUCAAAUCGCCCAUCAUCCUCCAAGUCUCUCAAGGAGGAGCUGCCUACUUCGCUGGGAAGGGUUUGGCCAACGAUAAGCAGCAGGCU
Mycena citricolor is the source of this 271-nucleotide messenger RNA. NCBI's taxonomy places the organism in Eukaryota, Fungi, Basidiomycota, Agaricomycetes, Agaricales, Mycenaceae. The record is from the annotation of a GenBank genome assembly.